AUGGCGAGAACUCAAGUGACCUCAGUUUUGUGUUUGUACCCGUUAUUAUUAACAAGUAUGACUACAUUCUGUGCGAACCUUGACGGUAGCAGCAAAACAGGCCAGACUUGUGUAAGUGUUGGAUAACAAUGUACAUAUUGCAGAUCUUUACAGCAAUUUCUGCGAUGGCAGAUUCCCGCAGUUGUUAUGGGAAGCUUCCUUAAACAAUAGCGUUAUAAAGAGAUAAAUAAAACAUAUAUUUGUGUAAUGAGGGUUCGAUCCGUUUCACUCUUUUUAAUUGUAUCACCAGUCUACUCGCCUAUGUUAUGGCGGCAUUCCAGGCAUGCAUGGCAAGCCAGGUACGCCUGGGCCACCAGGCCGCGACGGCCGUGACGGACGAGACGGAGCUAAAGGAGACCAGGGAAUUGCGGGGAAUGCUGGCCCCCAGGGUCUUCCUGGUGUCAUAGGUCCUGCUGGUGCAACUGGAAAGGAUGGUGCUAAGGGAGAGCUUGGCGCCCAGGGUCCUCCCGGUCAAAAGGGGGAGCGCGGAGAGCCUGGAAAUCCCGGUAUGAUGCCUUUCAAGAACUGGAAAGAGUGUGCUUGGAAAAACGUGAACGAUGACAGAGACAAUGGGUUAAUCAAGGUCUGUGUUAUGAUCAUCUAUGGUGAUGGUGUCUAUGGCAUGUUGGUGUCACUCGAGUAUCUGCCCCCCUCCCCUCUCCCUUUCAGAAAAAAAAACCUAUUUUGCGAAAAAAUUUGCAUAAAUGGCAAGUUGUCGUUAGUCAUAUUCAAAGUAAUCACCUACAUCCUGAAACUGUCCUUUACCGUUUAUCGAAGUAGAGGUAAUAAAAGCAGUAAGAUAGACAAAUAAAAAAAAUAAUUAAUAGAUAAAUCCUCAUACAUAAACAGAUAAAUCAACUUAGUAUUGGCGAAUGUACACUGUGGUUUUUCGUCAGCAAUUCCGAAUCGAAUUGAAUUUGAAGUUGUUCGUUUUUGAGGACAGGAGAAAACCGAAGUGUCUGAGAAAAACCUCUCAGGGCAAGGGUGGAAACCAAAAACAAACUUAAGCAAAACAUGCCUUGGCGCCACUUCAGAGGGGUUCGAAUCUAGGCCGCAUUGGUCUGAGGCGAAUGCUCUCACCACUUUGCCACCCUUGCUGACCUUCUGAAUUAUUUCCUUUUUGCCAGUCCUUUUCUUGUUUGCUUGAGCACAUACAGGAAUACAGCAGAUAUGCAUGAGUAUUUACAAUGGUGAGACGAAAGCGAGCCAUUCUAAAUGUCCAUACAAAUUGGGCCCGAAUAUUGUAUAGAAAUGAAACGAUAAGUGAAGUGAAUUCUAAUAGCUGGCCAAUAGUUUCAAAUGGUUCAUCUCCUUUUUAUAAUUUGUCAUCCCACUUGAUUUGUAUCAAGAUCAACAGAGGCAUGCAAAUCAAAUAUAGGAUAUAGGAUUGUUUUUGUUCUCUAAUUAACGAAUUGUAGAUAGUGUUUUGAUGAAUUGAUUAGAUUUUUUGCAACAGCAGGUUGAUUGUAAAUAGGAUUUUAAUCAAGGUUUUGUAAUAAAGAUUUUACCAAUUUUCCUCUUAAUCAAAUACUACCUUUUGGUUGAUCACAACUUUGAGGUAUAAUCAAUAUCUUUGAACAAUCUUUUUUUUUUUUUUUUAUCACGCAGGAAUGUUUGUUUACCAAAAACUUCUCUGAAACAGCUCUUCGAGUGGUCUGGGUUGGUGCUUUAAGAAUAGCUGGUUGUGUAAACUGUUGCAAGCGGUGGUACUUCACUUUCAAUGGCGCCGAAUGCUCAGGUCCACUCCCCAUCGACGGCGUUAUCUACUUAAGCAUCAAAAAUGAAAAUCCUCACCGGGUCCGUCAAAUCGAGGGACACUGUAACAACAUUCACCAAGGGAGGGUGCGAGUUGGAUUUAGCGUCGGUAACUGUGUCGGAUAUUCCGGAAGCGUCGAUGCAUAUACAGGUUGGAAUUCCGUCUCUCGCAUCAUAAUCGAAGAAGUUCCCAAGGCUCAGACUUAG
Molecule: messenger RNA, 2001 nt
Organism: Porites lobata
Lineage: Eukaryota; Metazoa; Cnidaria; Anthozoa; Scleractinia; Poritidae
Source: the annotation of a GenBank genome assembly